UAUAAAUAUUAGAUUGACUUAUGGAUGGCGUCGCUUUUAUGUCCGAAGGUUAUUAGGGAGAGGAGUUAUAUAAGUACCAAGUCAGAGUUUGACAAUUGACAGUAGUGAUUAGCGCCGGGAUUCUCAAACCAGCGGUAAUAAGAAGCCGCGUUUGACCUCUUCCAGUGAAAAAGCCAUCAUUCGUCCGCCAUGGAUGGCACCUUCGUUCCCUAACCCAACGAUUCUCCAUCACCCUUACGCUUUGAAUUCUCAAUCCCACUGCCCCUAAAUUCCGGAAAGUUCUUUCCUUGCCUUGCGAAUCUGCUGCCCCUAUUUUCUCACCCUCACAUCCCCAGCGAUCUGAUCUGAUCUGAUCUGCGCCGAGUGUUUCCAUGGCGGAUAUUGUCAAGCAAAUCCUGGCGAAGCCGAUCCAGCUUGCCGACCAGGUGGUCAAAGCCGCUGAAGUGGCAAGCUCCUUCAAGCAGGAGUGCGCCGAGCUCAAGGCUAGGACCGAGAAGCUUGCUGGUCUUCUUCGCCAGGCGGCGCGAGCCAGCUCCGAACUCUACGAGCGCCCUACUCGUCGGAUCAUCGACGACACCGAGCAGGUUCUCGGCAAGGCCCUCUCACUCGUCCUCAAAUGCCGAGCCAACGGCCUCAUGAAGCGCGUCUUCACCAUCAUCCCCGCCGCGGCGUUCCGGAAGAUGCACGCCCAGCUCGAGAACUCCAUCGGCGACGUCUCGUGGCUCCUCCGCGUAUCUGCUCCAGCGGAGGACCGGGACGAUGCCGGGUACUUGGGUCUUCCUCCGAUCGCGGCCAACGAGCCGAUCCUCUGCCUGAUCUGGGAGCAGAUCGCGAUUCUCUACACGGGAUCGCUGGAGGACCGGUCAGACGCAGCCGCGUCGCUGGUUUCGCUGGCGCGUGACAACGACCGCUACGGGAAGCUGAUAAUCGAGGAAGGAGGCGUGGUUCCGCUGCUGAAGCUGCUCAAGGAGGGGAAGCCGGAGGGGCAAGAGAACGCGGCGCGUGCACUUGGGUUGCUGGGUCGUGACCCGGAGAGCGUGGAGCACAUGAUCCACGGCGGCGCGUGUUCUGUACUCGCCAAGGUCCUGAAGGAAGGUCCGAUGAAAGUGCAGGCGGUGGUGGCUUGGGCCACGUCGGAGCUGGUGGCCAAUCACCCCAAGUGUCAGGACAUCUUCGCUCAGCACAACGUCAUUCGUCUUCUUGUCGGCCAUUUGGCCUUCGAGACGGUCCAAGAGCACAGCAAAUACGCCAUUUUCACCAGCAAAGCCACCUCCAUCCACCACGCCGUCGUUCUUGUCAAGGAAAACCCUAAUUCCGCUGCCCCCAAUGUCCUCGAGGAGGAUCAGAGCCUUAUUCCUCACCCUACGGGCAAGCACAUGCCGAAUCAGAUGCACAACGUCGUGGUCAACACCAUGGCCCUUAGGGCCAACCCUGCGAAUAAGACCACCAACGGCGUCAAUCACAACCUCAAUGGUGCUAAACCCACCUACCAUCUUAAUCACCACCUCCACCAGAACUCCAACGCCGCCAAGGCUCGAGAUCUCGAAGACCCGGCGACAAAAUCGCAGAUGAAGGCCAUGGCGGCCAGAGCGCUGUGGAAGCUGGCAAUGGGCAAUUCAGCCAUCUGCAAAAGCAUAACCGAGUCCAGAGCUCUCUUGUGCUUCGCCGUUCUGUUGGAAAAGGGCAGCGAAGAUGUCAGAUACAACUCCGCCAUGGCGUUGAUGGAGAUCACUGCCGUGGCCGAGCAAGACGCCGACCUCAGACGCUCCGCGUUCAAGCCCAAUUCCCCGGCGUGCAAGGCAGUCGUGGAUCAAGUGCUUAAAAUCAUCGAAAAUGCAGAUUUCGACCUGCUCACACCCUGCAUCAAAUCGAUCGGAAACCUGGCCAGAACAUUCAGAGCGACAGAAACGCGGAUGAUUGGGCCUCUGGUGAAGCUUCUGGAUGAUCGAGAGGCCGAAGUCUCGGGGGAAGCAGCCGUAGCGCUAACGAAGUUCGCGGGGACAGGGAAUUACCUGCACAAAGAUCACUCGAGGGCAAUAAUAGAAGCAGGAGGGGUGAAGCAUCUGGUUCAGCUGUCGUACUUCGGGGAGAGCGUGGCCCAGAUUCCGGCAUUGGAGCUUCUGUGUAACAUAGCUUUGAACGUUCCGGACAGCGAACAGCUUGCCAAGGACGAGGUCUUGACUGUGUUGGAGUGGGCGUCGAAGCAGUCCUGGGUGUCUCAGCUCGAGAGACUCGAGACUCUGCUGCUUGAAGCUAAGAGCCGACUGGAGCUCUAUCAGUCCAGAGGCUCCAGAGGUUUCUUUUGAUAUUUUCUUCUUGUGAUUUUGAGAUUGGAACCAUUGAAUCCACACCACAAUCUUGUUGUCUAUUACUUUGUGUAAAGGAAGAACAGAAAAAAAGGUCGGAGCUUUUUUUGGUUACUGUUCCUCGGAUCCCUCUCGUCUAUACCCUUUUUGAUGUC
Molecule: messenger RNA, 2461 nt
Organism: Tarenaya hassleriana
Lineage: Eukaryota; Viridiplantae; Streptophyta; Magnoliopsida; Brassicales; Cleomaceae
Exons: 1
Coding region: 372-2306 (644 amino acids)
Biological process (GO): cell surface receptor signaling pathway
Molecular function (GO): protein binding
Source: RefSeq, a predicted model, not a curated record